AUGGGCUCCAUCCCCAUCGCACCGUCGUCGACGCAGGGACCACUCGCCCCUCCCCCCUCGACCACGGCCUACAAAAUCGCCUCCAUCCCCGCCGACGGGAUCGGGCCCGAAGUGAUUUCCGCGGGGAUUCGAGUCCUCGAGACCCUCUCCCAGGCGUUUUCAUCACGCUUCACUUUCCAAUUCACCCACUUUGACUGGUCCAGCGACACGUACCUGCAGAAGGGGCGGUACAUUCCCGAGGGUGGGCUCGACGAGCUGCGCCAGUUUCACGCGAUUCUGUUUGGUGCCGUCGGCGACCAACGAGUCCCCGACCAUAUCUCGCUUUGGGGUCUCAGGCUCGCUAUAUGUCAGCCCCUGCAGCAGUACGCCAAUGUAAGGCCGACAAGGAUCUUGAGGGGAGUCACGUCGCCGUUGUCGAGUUGUCAGGGGAGUUUGGAGAAUGCGAAGAAGCUGGAUUGGGUUAUUAUCCGUGAAAACAGUGAAGGCGAGUACGCCGGGCACGGGGGCCGCUCCCACGUCAACCAACAGUGGGAGGUGGGGACCGAAGUGAGCGUCUUCACGCGGCACGGGUGCGAGCGCCUGCUCCGGUUCGCGUACGAGACGGCGCGGUCCCGACCACGCAAAAGGUUGACGUUCGUUACAAAGUCCAACGCGCAGCGCAACGGCAUGGUUUUGUGGGAUGAGGUCAACGAGUCCGUGGCGCGCGACUACCCGGAUGUCAGUGCCGACAAGAUGCUCGUGGACGCCAUGACGUGCCGCAUGACCCUGCAGCCCGAGACUAUUGAUACCGUGGUGGCAACUAACCUACACGCCGACAUCCUCUCCGAUCUGGCCGCCGCGCUGGCUGGGUCUAUUGGGAUCGCACCCACGUCUAACUUAGACCCGACCCGCAAGAACCCCAGCAUGUUCGAGCCCAUCCAUGGCUCCGCGUGGGACAUUGCCGGCAAAGGUGUCGCAAAUCCGGUGGGAACCUUCUGGACCUGUGCUGAGAUGGUAAGGUGGCUGGGUCAGCCUGAGGCUGCGGAUAUGUUGAUGGCGGCCGUCGAGGCGGUCUUGGAGACGGGCGUCAAGACCAGGGAUCUCGGGGGGCAGGCGGGCACCGAUGAGGUGACGACCAAGGUGUGCGAGGAGAUUCUGCGACUGGGCAAGGAGCGAGGAUUCUUUGUCGCCGGUAAAGAAUAG
This is a messenger RNA of Fonsecaea multimorphosa CBS 102226, 1182 nucleotides long. RefSeq lists its product as uncharacterized. The record is from RefSeq and is a predicted model, not a curated record. The transcript is spliced from 2 exons. Gene Ontology annotation, molecular function: oxidoreductase activity, acting on the CH-OH group of donors, NAD or NADP as acceptor; NAD binding; magnesium ion binding. Lineage: Eukaryota; Fungi; Ascomycota; Eurotiomycetes; Chaetothyriales; Herpotrichiellaceae. The coding region runs from base 1 to 1182 and encodes 393 amino acids.